This is a messenger RNA of Paramecium tetraurelia, 1050 nucleotides long. RefSeq lists its product as uncharacterized. NCBI's taxonomy places the organism in Eukaryota, Ciliophora, Oligohymenophorea, Peniculida, Parameciidae. The record is from RefSeq and is a predicted model, not a curated record. The transcript has 3 exons.
AUGGAUAAACAAAUGAUUUUCAGUUUUCAAACUCAAAAACCUAAAAUUAGAGAGUAGGUUAAAAGACUAGAAUAUUUUCAAUAAGAAUUGUCGUAAAUCUAAGAUCUCUCAAGGCAAAAUAGAUCAAAAAUAGAUAGUAUUAAGGUUAUUAUGAGGAGGUUUCUGCCUUUGCGUUACCAAAAAAAGGACAUAUUCAGCCAAUCUUUGAAUAAAAUCUAAAUAAAUUAACUAAACAAAGAAAUAUAAACAGAAAUUCUACCCAAGCCAAAAUUAGAGAUCUUAUAAGAAAAUGUUAUGCAAUUGCAAUUUCAAAAAGAGGAGAUCUUCAAUUAAAUUAAGUCUAUAAAAAAAGAGAAUGGAUUACUAAUUACUUAGAAUAAAUCAUAUGAAAUUGAAAUCAAUGCUUAGAAGAAUAAAAUCAAUGAGCUUAUUAACGAGCAGAAUGAAAAAGAAUAGUUUUAUCAAUAAACUAUGUAAUAGUAGAAUUGGCAAAUCAUUCAAUUAACCAAUGAAUUACAAUAGAUAUACAAUAAGCAAUAGUAACUCAAUAAUUUUGAACUAAAUAAUCCAUUCUAGAUGCUCUUGGCUUAGUUUUCAUCAGUUGAAUAGGACAACAUUGUGCUAGCAAUUAAAGAGGCGAUUAAAAUCAAUAAAAAUGAAAGACUCUAGGUGAUUUAAGAUUGGAUACACAUGGAAGAUAUAAAGGAAGAAAUCAUGUAAUUAAAGAAGCAUCAUAAUAUUAAAUUGAAAGAAUUAAUGGAGUAAAUAAAAAUCCUAUAAAAUGAUUAAAUAAUUGAACCCGAAUUGUUGUCUACUUAAGAUUCGUUGUAACUAGUCUCAAACAUCCUUUAUAGAGCCAUAAAAAGUAAUGAAAUGCUAAAAUUGAUAAAAUAAAAUUCAAGAAUGUACAAUUUGAUUGAAGAUUUAUGGAAUAAGUUGAAAUCUCGAUUGGAACAUUCAAAUUUUUCAUAAUAACAUAUCAGAACAUCAUCUUUAAAUAAAGUUGAUUUAAAUUCAACAAACAAAAAGUUUUCAUGCAGAAAACUAUGA